AGUGACUUAGAUCUUUGCAGUUAAACGUAUUGAUACAUCUGGAAUUGUCUAUCAGUUUCGCAGAGAGUCUGGUUUCCAUUUUCACUAUGAAGGUGUUACUUCUUCUCUGGUGUCUUUAUGUGGUUGCAUCAGCAACUGAGCGAGCACCUUCCUAUCUGAUUACUGCCCCGAAUAUCAUUCACAUUGGGGUGGAGGAAACUGUCACUAUUCAACUACAUGAUGGCAUUGACACUGUUCACUUUCAAGUUUAUUGCUGGGACAUAAUCAGAAGGAAGAAAUGUUCAGAGACGGCAUUUUUUACACUAACUUCAGCAAACAAUUUCCAGGAGACAAAAACAAUCAUGGUUUCUCCAAAGAAGGUAAAGGAGCUUUCUCUGUGGCGACGUCGGCAAAAGUAUAUUUACCUGGCCGCUGAGAGUCGGGAACUUCUCCAGCAGCGAAGGAUGGUCCCUAUCAAACUGUCUGACAAAAAGGGUUACAUUUUCAUUCAAACCGAUCAGCCAGUUUACACCCCCGGCCAAACUGUAAUGUACAGAAUUUUUACGCUGGAUCACUACAUGAGACCAGUAAAUGAUAAACUGAGGGUUUCUAUAUACAACUCUCGCAACAUGCAACUCAUGGCUGCUAACUGGAUGUCAGAGAAAAUGAAAUUGCUCCGCACAAAAAUCCCUGAUAUUGAAGAGCCUGGAAAUUGGCGAAUAGAGGCAGAAUUUUUGGAUUCACCUCCGUCCAAAGUUUCAGCGCAAUUUGAAGUGAAGAAAUUCGUUCUCCCCAGGUUUGAUGUCAAGAUACAAGCAGAUCAAAUGUUCUACCUUGUGACCAAGGAGGAGUUCAAGUUCAAAAUAGUGGCAAUGCAUACAUUUGGGGAGGCUGUCGAGGGAAAGGCAUAUGUAAGGUUUGGAAUCCUUCAUGGAAGGAACAAGACGUACAUUGGAGGUCUUGAGCAAGAACUAACAAUGGUGAAGGGAGAGGUCAAGUCCUCUCUCAACACACAAAGGCUAUUGGAAAAAUCCAACCUGCUGUCCAUUGAUGAGCUUGUGGGUUUGCAUCUCUAUAUGGCAGUGACUGCUGUGGAAUUAGUCAGUGGUGAGAUGGAGGAGGUGGAACUCAGCAGCAUAAAGUUUGUUUCUUCACCAUACGUCAUCGAUUUAUCAAAAAACAAGCGCUUCUUCUCUCCAAAGUCUUUUUUCACUGUCAUCGCAACCAUAACCUAUCCGGAUGGGACUCCAGCUGUCAAUGUGUCAGUAAAUAUUGAUGGAGACCAAUCAACAAACACCAAUGAGCAGGGCCUUGCUGUCUUUCAAAAGGAGACUCCAGCAAAUGCAAGUGUUCUGAGUAUCAAGGUGACGGCUGGUGAUGGGAAAUCUGGGACAGAAUCCCAAGAAACAAUGGUGACAGCAACUGUCUAUCAAUCUCCCAGCAAGAGUUUUCUUCAUAUAGAGGCACCUCACAAGGUGCAGAAGGCGGGUCAAUACAUGAUUAUAGAAUUGACAGCUAUCACAGAACUGGGCAGCAGAGACAUUGAUUACUUUUAUUAUACUCUCUUAAGCAAAGGCAGGGUGAUUGCAUCUGAUAGGAUUCACAAGGCCGAUCCUACAAAGCUCCGCCUUCAAGUGGUACUUGACAUGGUACCCACGUUUCGCUUUCUUGCCUAUUAUUACAUUUCCACUGGAGGAAGAAAGGAAAUCGUGGCAAACUCGGUGUGGAUUGAUGUGGAGGAUCAGUGCGAGGGGCAGAUAGAAAUAACAGAAAGCGAUGUUCCCUAUGGACCAGGUGAUUCAUUUGACUUGCAAUUCUCUACCAACGAUGCAGCAAAUGUGUCUUUUGUUGCUGUUGAUUCAUCGAUGUACAUCCUAAACAACAAGAAUAAACUCUCGGUCCGCAAGGCAUUUGAAGCGAUGAAUGCUUAUGAUCUGGGAUGUUUCUAUGGAGGUGGAGUUAACAGCGUUGGUGUUUUCAGGGAUGCCGGACUGAGUUUUAUCUCUGAUGUGGAAGUAGCCUCUAUUAGACACGAAUACUCUUGCGGUAACGAGAUCAGGAGAAUGAGGAGGGAACUAAACCUACAGCGGCAAUUUGCUGGAAAAUUAAACGAAUACCCAGAUCACAGACUGCGGAAAUGCUGCACAGACGGCAUCACUCAGAUACUAAUGCAGCUUAGCUGUGAGAAGAGAGCAAGUCGAGUCAAGCAGGCAGAUUGUCAACAGGUUUUCAUGAGCUGCUGUAUCUAUGGAGUGGAACUGAGGAAGAAUCAGACGCUGAAGGCGAAUUCGAUAGCGCGGGCUGCUGUGAGUUUAGAGGAAGAAUUUUUCGAUGAAACUUCCGUUUAUGUGCGUAGCGUAUUUCCACACAGCUGGCUAUGGCAAACAGUCGAGGUUUACAAUGCAGGAGAUCACAAGUUAAGAAACUACAUUCCCGAUUCCAUAACUACUUGGGAAAUACAAGCAAUUGGCAUGUUUGCAAAUAAAGGAUUCUGUAUUGCUGAACCAAAGAAGAUGAAAGUGUUCAAACCAUUUUUUAUAUCCAUGAAGCUACCAUAUUCUGUCAAGAGGAAUGAGCAGUUGGAUGUGAGAGCAGUGUUGUACAAUUACCUGCCCGAAGAACUUGAGGUUUUCGUGUACAUGAGAGAAGCAGAGGGGCUGUGCAGUCCUGCUGUUUCAAGGAAUAAUGCAAGGAAAGUUCUGAUCAAAGCAAAUUCGGCUGCCUCGGUUCACUUUGCUAUUGCUCCAUUGGUCGUUGGCAACAUGCCUAUCAAUGUUAUUGCUUUCAGCAAUACCAUGAUGUACGAGGAUGCUGUGUUAAAAUAUCUUAAAGUUGUGCCUGAAGGUGUACUUGUGUCAGAAGAAUCAAGCAUCCUCAUAAAUCCCAAAGUGAGAAGCAGCUAUGAAAUAUUGGAAGCAGAGCCGUCUAACUUGGUACCUGACACUGAUAAUUAUAUGUACAUCCGAGCCACAGGGACAAUAAUGGGAGAGGCAGUGGAAAAUUCGCUAAGUGCUGCUGGAAUUGACAAGCUAAUCAAAGUGCCAACUGGCUGUGCAGAGCAAACAGCAAUGCAUAUGGCCCCUACAGUCUUUGUCGUCGAAUACCUCGACCAAAGCGAUCAGUGGCUGUCACUUAAAGCCGAACGCAAGGAUGAAGCAAUCUUUCACAUUGAAACAGGGUAUAAUAGGAUUUUGGGAUAUAAGAAAGACGAUGGGUCCUAUGGAGCCUGGAAAACUCAUCCGAGCAGCACAUGGUUGACUGCGUUUGUUGUAAAAAUACUCUCAAUGGCACGAGCACAAAUUGUUGUCAAUGACAAAUUCAUCCAGGAAUCUGUGGCCUAUCUCAUCCAUGAACAAAAAAUAUCUGGAGCAUUUGAAGAUCCCCAUCCAGUGAUAACCAGAGACAUACAGGGUGGAGUCAGUGGAACUGAAAAGGAUGUUUCCCUCACAGCGUUUGUGGCAAUAGCAUUGCAUCAUUCCUUGGCGGCUUUCCAACAGAAUAAUAUUGCAGAGAUUUCACGAGUGGUAAGAAUGCACCUUCUUUUACUUCUCUUUAUCUCACUUUACAACAAUUGGCAACUACAGAAAUAACUUUCAGCUGAUGAG
Chiloscyllium plagiosum (whitespotted bambooshark) is the source of this 3584-nucleotide messenger RNA. NCBI's taxonomy places the organism in Eukaryota, Metazoa, Chordata, Chondrichthyes, Orectolobiformes, Hemiscylliidae. The record is from RefSeq and is a predicted model, not a curated record.